AUGUCAGCCGCAACCAAUUUUAACUUCAGUGUCAUCGUCAUUCCGUCAGCCGCCCGGCCUGUCGCUGCCAAUCUCGACUUUCCUACCCUUAAUCAAUCACUUUCCUUCGCCCUCGAGGUUUCAUCACCGUCCGACUUCCAAACCCUCUAUUCUCAAGAUUCCAAAGGCGGAAACACCUUCAAAGGCCUUUUGUAUGUCCCGGACCUCGAUCCUUCCGAUCCAUGCGAUAACCAUGACCUCGUCCCUCGGAAUAUCACUCGAAAAGCCAAUUUACCAAUGGAUGAUCUCAAACUCAUCGCAUACGCCCCGUUAAUAACCCAACAUUGCAGUCGUCAAUAUAUGUACUCCGCUGAAAAUGACAAUGUCGCAGCGUUUAUAUUUUAUGGUGUUCCGGCGAAAUAUUCGAAUCAUACCGACCCUCUUCAAGGCGAGGAGUAUCCGUUUGAAUAUCCCGUUUAUUUUCUGGACGGAGCCAUUGGACAACCGUUGAUGAAUAAGCUAUCGGAGUAUAGUGCUAAUAUGUCGGAGGUUUAUAAUGGGUUCAAUUUGACGGAGGCUGGUUAUGAUAUUCGGGAUUAUGCUAGGAUAUACACGGUCAUUUCGACGAGAAAUACAAACCCAAUGCCAGGGCUAUGGUUAUUCCUCCUCGUUGUUGUCGCCGUUCUCUUAUUUAUCAUCGGCGCCUCAUCGCUACUCAUGCACCUCUUCCAAUUCCACUAUCGACGAAGUCUACGACGACGGAUUGCGAAUGGAGAAGUAGAUUUAGAAGGCCUGGGAGUUGGAAGGAUAACCGUGCCCCGAGAGUUUCUGGCGAAGUUUCCGUUGUAUGUUUAUAUCGCUGAGAAUGGAGGACAAUCGACACCGCCUAAGCGGAAGGCUCAGAAUUCUACGGCUGCGACACGAUCGGCACCGAAAGAGGAAGGAAGGCGGAAGGAGAAAGUUAGAGUUCCUAGUGCGGUGGUGGUGAAGGAGGGUGUAUCAAUUAUGAUACCUGCCACUAUAACAACUGAGCGGAAAUCAAAGGGGAAGGAAAGGGUGAAGGAUAAAUCAAAGUCUCCGACAGCUAUCGAUACCACGACAUCACCGGAGAUGGCUGAAGUAUCAACGUCGAAAGGUUUAACGUUAGCUUCGCCAACCACACCAUCGACAAAGUCCCGUUCAUCGCCAAGGGUACAAUCUCCUUCUACAUCGAGCCCACAGCUAGGAGGAGCUCAGACACCCACGGCAUCAUCACCGCCACACCACCGUGGAUAUCACCAAACCUCCUGUCCGAUCUGUCUUGACGACUUCAUUCACCAAGAAACUACCGUCCGAGAACUACCUUGCUUGCAUAUCUUCCACCCGGAGUGUAUCGACCCAUACCUGGAAUCUCAAUCUUCGCUUUGCGUGCUGUGUAAACAGAGUUGCUUGCCGAAGGGGUAUGUGCCGAUCAGACUUACGAAUGCGAUUGUAAGACGAGAAAGGCUUUUGAGGUCAGUCAGGGAGAGGAGUAGGGAGGUUGCUGCCGCCACCGCUGCGAAUAACGGUGGUAAUAGCAACGAUGAGGGUGGAAUUCUGUGGAGAUGGAGACUUAGGAGGUUGAGAAGACAAGAGCUGGAUUUAAUGGGCCGGCAGGCAUUAGUUAGAGCUGGGAGGGGGAAUUACGGGGAGAGAGGGAGGGGAGGAGGGUUUGGAUUAGGACCGCAGUAUAGAGAGCAGAGGGUGGUGGAGGAUGUAGUCAGGCCGAGGUGGAGGGAGACUAUGGAUAGGAUAUUCCCAGGGUUUAGAUAA
This is a messenger RNA of Orbilia oligospora ATCC 24927, 1770 nucleotides long. RefSeq lists its product as uncharacterized. Gene Ontology annotation, cellular component: cytoplasm. Gene Ontology annotation, biological process: ubiquitin-dependent protein catabolic process. The record is from RefSeq and is a predicted model, not a curated record. The transcript is spliced from 5 exons. The coding region runs from base 1 to 1770 and encodes 589 amino acids. Gene Ontology annotation, molecular function: ubiquitin protein ligase activity. NCBI's taxonomy places the organism in Eukaryota, Fungi, Ascomycota, Orbiliomycetes, Orbiliales, Orbiliaceae.